This is a messenger RNA of Anopheles merus, 658 nucleotides long. RefSeq lists its product as uncharacterized. The record is from RefSeq and is a predicted model, not a curated record. Bases 45 to 431 code for a protein of 128 amino acids. NCBI's taxonomy places the organism in Eukaryota, Metazoa, Arthropoda, Insecta, Diptera, Culicidae. The transcript has 4 exons.
CAUAAACCUGUGCUCAGUUUCUCUUCCGAGUUUGUCGCGAUAGGAUGGCUUCAUUUUCGGUACAGUGUUCGCUGGUGCUCGUGAGCGUCUUGGCGGUGAUCGCUUUGACCAGUGCCGCAGCUAUCGAUGAUCGUCAACCGAGUGAAAUCAACCGGGGUAGUUUGGUGAGGAUCGCGAGAAGUCCACAGCAACCCCAAGGGUUCCCGAAUUUCCCCCCACCACAGUUUCCCUUCGGCAAUCCGGAAAUAGUCUCGCAAGACACGCAACAGAACAAAAACGGUUACGCGCAAACGACGAUCUACAAGUUCCCCAACGGGAUGGGUUCGUCAUCCGUGUCCACAAGUCACUCGGGUUCGUCCAAGCUGAGUGGCGUCACCUGGAGUAUGCUGGGUGCGGGCAUCACUUUACUGCUACUUAAAAUGCUAUACUAAAAGCGUUCCAAUUUUGGUGUGGAUGGAUGAUUCAUCCGGUCACAAAGUAAACUUUAAGGCUACAAUGGGUGUGAACAUUUGCAGAGCAGAGCUCAGUGGAUCGCAGUUUCUUUCGUGUUUUUUUUGGCAGAGUUAUUGAAGCAGUGAUGUUUUGGAUUUUACUGAAACGAUUAAAAUGAAAAGACGUUGAAAAAACGACAAUAAAGUAUUUAUAUGAUCGAGCUAAA